Molecule: messenger RNA, 5692 nt
Organism: Prorocentrum cordatum
Lineage: Eukaryota; Dinophyceae; Prorocentrales; Prorocentraceae
Source: the annotation of a GenBank genome assembly
AUGCCGACGAACGCCAUGAAGCACCGCAACCCGAGAUGCGUUUUCCUGGGUCCGAAGAAGGGAAAGGUGAAGGCGUUGCCCAAGAACGUGAAGUACGUCCGACAUGGGUCGGCUAGCGCCAAGAGCCGCAUCGACCGCCAGAGCUGGUGCACGCCAUUAAAAGCAUUGCUCCAGAUGAGCGAGAAGAAAUUGAUUGACCACCUGACCAAGACGAAGAUUCUGAAGGAUUGGGAUGGCGAGAGUUGCCCCGUGUGCGGCAAUGGGACAGUGCACUUUCUUCGCCGUCGGCCGGGAGACCGCGGGCGGGCGUGCAAGCGCGGGGCCGCGGGGCGCAGGGCGUGGGCGCCGCCGCACCACAGCCACCCGAUAUUCGAACUCCCCAGUGGUCCGCAUGGAACAUCGCUUCAAGACCAGGCUGCCGUGCUCUUCUGCGCGACGGCCGGGGUGAAGCAGUCCGCGCGCCACUUGCUGGCGGGCAGGAACCACAAGGUCAUGGAAGGGUUGUGCAAGAGGAAGAGGCUGCACGAGGCGCGGUCGAAGUUCGCAGAGAAAAAGCAGAAGGGGAUGAAGUUCGGCCAGAAUGGGCACUGGCACGACAUAGAGGCCGACGAGGUCGACCUCCGCAAGAUGAUUCCAGAUUCCAUCGACACGAAGAAGAAAGACGUCUCCUGGGAGCAGCGGGGCGGCGUCGUGGAGCGCGGCGACCCAGCGUCCCUGGUGCUCUGCCGCCUCGACCCAUCGAAGACGGUUCGCCGCGCCCCUGGCCCGGGGGCCGCGCGGAAGCGCGACCGGGCGCCGAUCGCCGCCAAGUUCCUCAAGUCCAGGAAGGUCUUGCCCCACGCGGAUGGGGCGAGAGCGCACAAACUGAAGACGGACGGCGUCUUGCACGACAACGUGGCCCACCAGAAGAAGCGCGUCGUGAUCAAGGGCAAGACUGCGUGGAUCAAGCCCAGCUUCACCAAGGUCGUCAAGCAUUGCAUCCCUGACAAGGGCGACCUCUACGUCAAGGCUGGCACGCAGAUCAUCGACCGCGCCUGGCGGCACCUGCGCGGUUGUUUGGAGGGCGUGCCGGCCGCGGUCGGGUCUGACAUGCUGCGCCGUCGGGUGAGGUCCGCCCAGUGGGCCUACUGGAUGCGGGCUCGCGAUUUGUGGCAGGCCACAGGGGACAUGAUCUCGAAGCUCGCGGCCGAGGCGGGCUGCUCUGCGCUGCUGUCGGCGGAGGCUGUACGCGAUCCCCGCGUGCAGGAUGCUGCUGCUCAGGCGGGCGCGGCUGGCGUUGCCGCUAUCGAGAAGGCAGCUGCAUGGAUGGAGGACCAUGCCACCAGCAGUGCCGCCGGGGAGGAGCAGUUCUGCUUCGAGAGCUGGCAGGUCUACCUUGCUGGCGCCUUCUUGCUGCUUUUCAUCGUCACCUUGGUGUUCAUCUGCUGGUGCUCCGCCCUCACGCUUACGUACUGCUCCGGCCCUAUCGGGCUCCUCGGCGGCCGGGCGCUGGCGGGACGGCUUACAGGUACACCAACAACAUCCACUUCGGGGUAUUUGGCCCGGAUGGCCAACUUCGUCGAGGCUGGGGGCGACGCGGCCGUCGAGCAGCUGGCCCAGGAGCUCGACGUCUCGCCAGCCGCCGUGCGCACCUGGCUGGUGCAGUGGCAGCUGUUGGGCGGUUGGGUCCGCGACCUCACGGAAGAGGGCGUGGAACCGAACCCGGGACCCGGAUCCGACCCGCUCGACUUCAUCGAGCCGGUGCGUGCCCUCAUCGACGCGCACGCGGCGGACCAGCCCAGGCCGUCGUCCGACGGCUUCGCGACGCCGCCGGAGGCGCCGUGGCCGUGGGAGAGCCGCUUGGAGGUCGCACCCGUGACCCCGCCGAUGCCCAGGCCGGAGCUGCAGAAGCUCCGCUGGGACCUUGAAGUGCGCGUCCGGCAGCUCGAGCAGCUGGUGGAGCAGCGGCAGGGAGGCCGGGCCAGGCUGCCAGCGUGCCCCGGCUGCCGCGGCGCCUUGGCGCGGGCGCGGCCACUCCGAGGUAGCCAUUGCGACAGUUGCGGAGGCGGCUGGGGCAGAGGAGGGUGGGCGCUGACCUGCACGCCGUGCGCCGCAGCGGUAUGCAGGGCCUGUGCUGUGGCCGCGCCCGGCGCCGCCGCCCUGCCCGCGGCUCCACCGGCGGAGGAGGCGCCCACCGAGUCCCUGGAGACCGACGCGCUUUUCGGGUCGCCGCCGGGCAGUUUGCCUGGCACGCCUGUCGAGGGGCAUCGUGCGCCCCAGGGUUCCCAGGAACAGGAGGAGGCGAUGGAGGAGGCUCUAGUCGCUGGGGUGGCCGGCGCCGCUCCCGAGGAAUCGCUGCAGAGGGACGCCGUCGUAGGCGCAGAAAGGGUUUUCCGUCGUUGGCGGUCCCGCGGGGACCAGGCGUGCGUCGCAUGCCAUGCGGCAGUCCCGUGCGACAAGUGGGGCUACCAGUGCACGGCCUGCCGGGUAUUUUACUGCGGCGCUGCAUGCAGGCGUGCGCACUUCAACCAGCACGAGUGCGUAGCUGAUGUUUCUGCGGGUGGCGCUGGUAGAGGCGGUGAAGGUGGUGGGGGUAGAGAUGAAGGAGGAGGAGGGCCAGGCGAAGACAUCCGCGGGGCCAUCCACGUGCUCGCCAACUCCGACUUCGAUUCCCUACUGGAGGAGGCCGUGGACCUCCCAGCACUGCCGACGCUGGAGCGGGCGCUGGGUCAGCUCCGUAGCAGAGUCGGGGUCGUCCUCCGCGACCUGCUGAAUGCCCACGUCGAUUCGGAGUGCGCUGCGAGCCGGCAGCCUUCCCGUGGCGCGGUCGCCCAGGCUGCCAGGUCUUCCCGGCUGCUGUGGCUGGCGCCGACCCUCCUUCUCCGCCAUCGGCCCCAGGUGCGAGAGGAGGGGCUGGAGUCUGAGCCUCCGCCCGGCCCCGCUGACGCCCAGGAGUUCCCCUGCGCCGCCAUGGUCCGGUCUCGCCUGCAAGUGGCGGAGCGGGGCGAUUGGCGAUUGUUGCUGGAGGCAGCUGGGAAGCAGAGUGUUGGCGCAGUCCGGGCGGCAAAGGCGCUCCUCACUGGCGCCGUCCGCACGCCUCUCACGGAGGCCACCGCCGUCCGCAUCGACGAGCUCGUCGCGGAGGCAGUCGACGGCGACGAGAUGCACGAGGUCGAGGCCGAGUGCAAGCGGGCACUCAAGGACAUGGGAAAGGCUGCGGCCCCGAAGUUCCGCACCAUUCGGCGGAAGCUUCGCGUCCUGCGCGAGGCCGCCCAGUGUGGCCCGAGCGCAUGGCGGAACUCAUUCCUCAAGAAUGUCGGCUCCGUGGAGGGCGGCAUCAAGGCGCUGGCUUGGCGGGCCCAGGUUCGGAAGCAAGGCAGGGCGCAGGACGCCACCAUCGAGCUUUGGACGGCUGCCUGCGUUACGCCCGUCGACUGCGAUUGGGCGCGCGUGGGGCCGGGCCAGCCAGCGCAGCGCAAGUUGCGGCCGAUCGCAUGCGCCGAGGUGCUCAUGAAGCUCGUGGAGGGCGCGUGCAUCGAUGAGGAAUCCGCGUCCAUGCUCGCUGCACUGGAGCCGCGCCAGCUGGGGUGCGGCGCGCCGGACGGGGCGCCGCUCAUAGUGCACCUUGCCCGCAGCUGGGCUGAGCGCGUCCAGGCCGCGUCAGAGCCAGAGGACGACCCGUUCGUGGCCGCGAGCGUCGACUUGGAGAACGCGUAUGGCCGCGCUUUCCGGUCGAGCUGCCUGCGCGGAUGCCGGAAGCGCCUCCCUGCAAUAGCAGCGCUGGCAGCGGCGCAGUGGCGGACAGGCCGCACGGCGGUCUGGCAGCGCGCUGACGGCCGCUGGCGCCGCUCCUGGGCCACGCGUGGCGGAUGGCAGGGCGCGCGCCUCAUGCAGCUCAUGUUCGCGAUGGGCCUUGAGGACUGCCUGGAGGCCGUGCCGGAGCUGGACGACGCCAUGGGCCGAGUCGGGUACCAGGACGACACGUACCUCUUCUCCAAAGCAGCGCACUUCGCGGACAGUUGGCCCGUGCUACAGGGCGCUCUUGCGCAGGGAGGCCACCGCGUCCGGAACCACAAGUGCAAGUUCUGGGCGCCGAGCUGCGACGAUUCCGAGCCUGGCCACGCUGCGCAGCAUCUCGGGCGCUUGGCCGCUCUUCUGCCCCGUGCUUGGGGUGGCUUGGAGCUCCUGGGCGGGGCUGUGCAGGGCGAGUUCGCUGCCGAGGUCGGGCGCGACGGGCUGCUGCUUGGCCCCGCUCGCGCAAGGGCCCGCAAGGCGGCCGCGCUGGCGCGGCGCGUGGAGGAGUUCGCGGCCGCGCAGCCCGCUGUCACAGCUGCCCACCUGGCGUGGUCGCUUCUGUCCAAAUCCGUUGCUCAUGCUCUUUCUUACGACGCGCGGCUGGCACCUUCUACGGUGCUGGGCGCAGUGGCCGAGCCUGUGAGUAACGCGGUGGAGGAGGCGCUGCAGCACGCGGUGGUCGCCCGGCGGCUGGACGAAGGCGCGCUGCGACAGAUGCGCCUCUGCGGCGCCUUCGGGGGCUUGGGUCUGCGCCGCGAGGGCGAGGGCGCCGUGGCUGCCGAUGCUCUCGCGGCCCGGCAGCGCCUCGAGGAUGCUGGUGUCGUCGUGGACCUCCAGGGCGGCGCGAUGUUGACGGACGACGCCCAGGCCGAGUGCAGCGGGGGCCCGUGGUCCAAGGACGUUGCCGUUGAUGACCUGGGCGGGCUUGAGCUACUCCCUGAGGCCUCUCUGCCGCUGCCGUCGCCGGGCGACGUCCCCGCCAGGGCGCCCAGGCGCUUGGCCAGCCGCAUCUUCCGGCACCUGGACGCUGUGCGCGCCACCCAGCUGUGGCAGGAGCUUGGCCAGGAGCGAAGGGAAGGCUUGCUGUCCUCUGGGGGGCCCGGCGCGGAAGCGCUCUGGAUGCAGCUCCCCGCGAAGACGGCGGAGUGGUUCCCGUCCUCCUACUUCCGCGUGGCAACCAUGCGCAGGCUGGGGGCCCUAAGCGCGCCGCCGGGGGCAACGUGCCGCCUCCCCUGCAAGGCCGGCAACUCGGACGAGGCAUGCGGCCACCGGCUGGACCCGACACUUCAACACCCGCAGCUCUGCAAGCAGGGGCCGGCGCGCAUGCGACCGCACCGCGCGCUUGCAGCGGCCCUCGCCCGUCUACUGCGCGAGUGCCGUGCGGAAAUUGACAUCGAACGCACGGUGCCAGAGCUCAUUCGCGUGCUGCCGAACGGGGCCGUCCAGGAGGCCGUCCUGGAUCUUGUCGUCACGUUCCCGGGCUCUGUUCAGCCCCUGUAUAUCGACGUGUCGAUCCGCUGCCCGCACGCGGCGCGCUAUGCGCAGGCGCAGGCGAGCCCGGGCGACGCCGCCAACGCUGCCGUGGACGACAAGAUGCGGCGGUACGGGAGCGACGUGCUCACCGUCGCCCUGGAGUCAUACGGGCGGCUUGCUGCCGGGACCCACUGGUCGCUGGAGCACCUCGCCACGCACGCUGCUGCAUCCCUGCGGGACCAGUGGGCUGCGCCCAGGCUGGUGCCGCGCUGGAGGGCUGCCCUGGAGCGCGCGGUCGCAUUCGCAGCAGCGGACAUCGACUUGCUCUCGCUGGGCGCAGCCCCACUGCCCAGCAGACGCGGGUGAUGUACGGCCGCGUUGCCAGCGCCUGGUAGUCGUAGUAUUUGUUGCAUGUGGAGUGCGUGUCGUGUCUCGGCUGUGCCUU